CACAAUCGCUUUCAGACAAGAAUAGCUAGCCUCUUGUGAUUAGCCACGUCAUGUAAACUUUUGGAGUGGUACUUAUUGAAGGAUUACAAGGGUGUUCGAUAUUCGGGAAUACCACUUAAUUUAUAAUUUAGUUUCGUAGUUUAUGGUUCAUAUUCGGAAAUAAUUAUAUGGGAAGAUGUCAGACAUCGGGGACUGGUUCAAAAGCAUCCCCCUCAUUACCAGGGGCUGGUUUGCUGCCUCCAUUGCUGUUCCCCUUGUAGGGAAACUAGGAUUGGUUGACCCCAGGAACCUCGUACUGAGACCCGAUUUGGUGUUAAAUAGAUUUCAUCUGUGGAGGCCAGUGACAGCCACCCUGUAUUUCCCAGUGUACCCAAAUACUGGCUUUCUCUUCUUGGUCAACCUGUAUUUCCUUUACAACUACUCCUCUCGGUUAGAGACAGGAGCGUUUGAUGGGCGACCUGCAGACUACAUCUUCAUGCUCUUAUUCAACUGGAUCUGCAUUGUUAUAACCGGGAUGCUCAUGGACAUGCAGCUGCUGAUGAUCCCGUUGAUCAUGUCUGUACUGUACAUCUGGGCUCAAUUCAAUAAAGACAUGAUUGUCUCCUUCUGGUUUGGAACACGAUUCAAGGCACAUUAUCUGCCUUGGGUCAUCUUGAUCUUCAACUUCAUCAUCGGAGGCUCCUUUGUUAAUGAGCUCAUCGGGAACCUGGUGGGACACCUCUACUUCUUUCUCAUGUUCAAAUAUCCCAUGGACCUUGGAGGACGCUCCUUCCUGUCUACGCCAGAGUUCUUGUAUCGGCUCCUCCCUACCAGGAGAGGAGGUGUGUCAGGCUUUGGAGUCCCUCCCACGAGAAGACCAGCAGCACAGGAACAGGCACAAGCAGGAGGCGGCGGCCGUCACAACUGGGGCCAAGGCUUCCGCUUGGGGGAUUAAAGAAUCAGAGAAGAGAAGCUCCUCUUCUCGCCUCCUUUCAGUGUGCUCGGGUUAAAAUACUUGCGUCUUCAUUUUCUCUGUUUGAAACUCUGAAUUAUUCCUCCUUUAAUUUAAAUGUCCACCGAUUGAAGAAUUUUAGGCAGCCUGUAUUUUAACUCCAAAACACAGCAGGACUCUAUUUGGUUUCUACCAUUUAUGUCACGAAACGCAGAGAAGGAAAAUCAUAUUUGAUUUUUAAUGUGAUUACUACUGCUCAACUCCCCUUUUCAUACUGUCCUUGGUUUACUUGCUGCAAUUCCACCCUUUGCCGCCACUGUCAGGAAGAAAUGCUCGCCCCCCUCUCAAAUGCCGUCUGAGAGGACGUUGUCAUUGUCAACAUGCUGGGAGUGUGCCAUAGGUCAUUUUUGUUUUUGUAAAUAUAACAAUUGAAAAUAUAAACCAGUCUGAGUGUUUUUUCCUAACUAAAAAAUAUCUAAAAUGAUCGAUUGUUUGUAGUCUUUUAGUCAGCAGUUUGACCCUUAAAAUGAAGACAUUGGCAUAUUCCCUUCAUUCCACAAUUAACACAAAACCCACCGCAUACAUUAUAUUGUCCUGUUGCUUGUGUAAUGUGUCAUAAUUUAUUUUAAUCAAAUACAAAUUUCUUCUCCAGUAAGCGAGACAUUUGAACCAUCCCCUCAGGUUUUGACGACUGAACAUGAAGACCGGCUUUGUGUAUUUAUUGAGUUAGAGCAGAGUUAAAGUAGAAAAUGAAAAUGCAGGCAAUAUUUCUUAGAAGCCAACUAAAAUACGCUCAAAGGCAGUCGCUUGAACAGGAGACUAAAGCAGUAGCAACACGUCUUCAUCCUGCGUUUUUAGAUGACCGUACUGAAAGUAACAGUUGAAUGUCAAACAGUGCUUGCACAAAUAACGCAACUGCAAAAAACACAACCUCCCUUUAAAUCUUGAGUACAAGUAAAAAUGAAACAAACGCAUGUUUACCAUAGGUUUGACUUUCCAAAUGUAUCCACAGCUGUUUGAGCUUGUUUGAACAGCCUGUACAAAAAUAUCUCAAAUCACUGUCUUUGAGAGAGAGAGUAAAAGAAGAAAAAAAGGAAAGCAGAGAGCGAACGAGACAUGUUCACAAUUCACAGCUGGGCAAAAUUCACACUCAAAAGAGUUUCAGUCAAGAAUUUCCACCACCUUGCAACGCGUUUGUUUUUUGACAGAAGUUAACCAUCAUCAUCAUCAUCAGUUGGUGGGAAGCUGAAAAGGCAGCAUGGUGCGAUCAGACAGACUGUUUUUAAACAUUAGUAGAACAGAAAGAACAACAUUCUGCACCGUUAUUGCCUCAGGUACUGAUGCAGGAGCACACUAGCUGAUUGAAAAAGAUACAAGUUAGUGCAUUCUAUCAUUCAUUAGGCCUAAGACAGUUUAUCUUCAACUGCCCCAUGUGAAGCCAGGCUCACACUGCCACAAUCGAUUCUCACUUUCCUUCUAGGACUUUCUGUGAGACUCCUUUUAUAUGGGUCCAAAGGGGGCAGCGCUGCUAGAGGUACAGUUUCCUGGAACGCCUAAGCAGGAGAGAUGAGGCGGCCAAAGCACAAGAAAGUCUUACAAUAGUGCAAGUGCCAUCAAAUAUUACUCAUACUGAGCAGUAAGCAGUUAACAGUUUCCCCCCCAAAAUAGGAUUGAUUUUCAGCAAAUAAGCAGCUAUUUUACACUUUGAUCGUAAAACAACACAAACAUUCUAAAUAUUGAGCAGGUCAGUCUUAAAAAACAAAACAAAAAAACAUGCCCUUCUGGUAAAUCUGUACAAACCUUCUUAGCAAUACAGAAAAAUAUUUACAAGGAUAAUUCUUCAAAAAAACGGUGGUUGUGAGAACAAUACAUCAUCGAGUCCAGCUUUGGCACGCCUCUAAAAGUGAGUAUCUGCACCACACGUCAUGGACAGGUGAGAAGAGGUCCACAGUGGUUUGUGUCCACAACACCGACACGGAGUUACAUCACUGCUUCCACUUUUGGCAUCUUGUCUCUUACAUGACGUUCGUUCUGUGAGUCAUGUAUUGAUUCACUUCAUCUGGAACAGAAAGGGAAACCAACAGGAAGUGACGUCACACACACACACCUAGAAGCCGAGCGGUUAUAAAGACUGUGGAUUUUGUUCACUUGUGAUUGACUUCAACCUCUAGUCUCAUGAUGUGCUGACUGUCAAUGGAAGAGCAGCAGUCCACCAGAAAAAAUAGCUGCAUCACUUCCGAACGUCCUAUUACUGUGUGAGUCACAGCUAUUGUUAAUUCUAUUUAACGCCUACAUGGUCGGCAACAACAAAAAAAAGGUUUAUUAUUCACGGUAAGGUUAAAUAAAUCCCAAUGGUUAUUUAAAUACAGUUUAGUGCAACACAUCAGCAAAAUGACCAGAAGAACACUCAUUGUGUUCUUUGUCACGAGCCUACACUAAAUAUCAAAUGUCCUCUUGAACAGUGAAUGUCAGUGGAAGACUUUGAUAUCAUUUAACACUACAGGCAACAUCAUCAUUAACUCAACUGGCAGUUCUGCCUGCCUCCAAUAAUAGCAGGGUGUGUGUGUGUGUGUGAGAGACAGCGCUAAUGAUGGCGUAGUGCAACUGUCAUCCCUGCCAUGCCAUCAAGCUGUCCUUUGGAGGGACCAAUCAGAGUUAAUUAGACACAAAUAACUUCCUGGGUGAAUGAGACUGCAGCUGUGGUAUCUUAAAGGGGUAGUUCACCAUUCAUGGCCACAGCCAAUCGCAGACAGUUAUUCCUGUUUUGGGUCACACAGGGACAAGCUGCUCUCUGCAUGAAAUCGAGUGAAAAGUAAGAAUAAGCUGUGGCCAAGAUGGCAGCAGUCAUGUCUCGUUUGUCUGCCUUGUUUUUGCCAAAAUUAAACCUUUAAAGUUGCACCACAUGGUGCAUUUGGCCCACAAAGACUCUGCACUUCUCUUUUAGUCCCUAAUAGAUGAGGGACUCCAAAUUUUAGUAUUAAAAAAAGUGUUCUAAAUGUCCCAAACCUAAUUGCCUGGAAAUUGAAAAAUACCUAUAUAUAAUACACAUAAAAAUACUACUAAGUGUGUAAAAAGUACAUUACAUGAUGUACCAUACAUACUGUACUACUGCCAUGUUAUAUUUAUUUCAGCCCACAUAUACAUCAUUCUUCAAUACUGACUUGCAACAACACAUACAGUAAUUACACUUUUUACUAAUGUACCUUUAUUGCAGUAUAUGUUAUCAAAUUUAAUGAUGUAUUAUUUGUGUGCACCGGAGAUGUUGCUUAUUGUUUGUAAUGUACCAGUUAAUAGUUUUAAAGUUAGCUAAUUAGUUUUAAAUCGGUGAAAUCUUGCGAGUAUAUCAUGUUCAUGGCUGCUUUGUUUAUGCUUAACAGAGAACACGGCCCAUAAGGAAUACAUGUGGUCCUUUUUGCUGCAUUUCACUCUUACUUUACUUAUAUGACCUACCAUCAACCAGUGACCCUCCCAGGUUGCUCCAAGGUCAAAACAUCAGCAUCUGUCACCAGCCUCUGUCUUUGUAAUCCUCCCUCGUUCUCCUCCCCCACAGCCACAGUCACUUGUACCCACCUAGGAAAGACAGAAUUAUGUUUUACAGGUUCUGAGAUACUAAACAAACAAACUGAGCUGAGCAUUUACCGUACAUAUUCUAUUACUCAACUGCUUCAGGUGCAGAGUGAAAUAAAUGAGAUCAAAACAUUACACAAAAAUAUACAUUUUUUUUAAAAUUUAACAUUAUUCUUGAUGCACCCAGUCAGAUAUUUAUUGAACAAUAUUGGAAUAUUGUGGUUGGGGUUUUCAUUGGUGGUGGUGUAAUAUUGCCCCUCAUGUAAAGUGAGGAAACACAAAUAUUAGGAAACAGUGCUCAGUAUGAUGUAGUACAGUUCUACUAUACUAAAGGCUACAACCACAAUCACAAACAUAUUGUUAAUGAAUAUCUUUCUGACAGUAUCAAUCAAUUCAACUCUACAUUACUAUCUCCAUAAAGCCUGAAUUUCUGAUACAGCUUGUG
Messenger RNA from Dunckerocampus dactyliophorus (ringed pipefish), 4943 nucleotides. It is a transcript of the gene derl1, whose product is annotated as derlin 1. NCBI's taxonomy places the organism in Eukaryota, Metazoa, Chordata, Actinopteri, Syngnathiformes, Syngnathidae. Gene Ontology annotation, biological process: endoplasmic reticulum unfolded protein response. Gene Ontology annotation, molecular function: ubiquitin-specific protease binding; misfolded protein binding. The transcript has 8 exons. The record is from RefSeq and is a predicted model, not a curated record. Gene Ontology annotation, cellular component: Hrd1p ubiquitin ligase ERAD-L complex; endoplasmic reticulum membrane. The coding region runs from base 176 to 934 and encodes 252 amino acids.